Vanrija pseudolonga is the source of this 1050-nucleotide messenger RNA. RefSeq names its product AN1-type zinc finger protein 1 (gene Zfand1). Bases 1 to 1050 code for a protein of 349 amino acids. NCBI's taxonomy places the organism in Eukaryota, Fungi, Basidiomycota, Tremellomycetes, Trichosporonales, Trichosporonaceae. Gene Ontology annotation, cellular component: cytoplasm. The record is from RefSeq and is a predicted model, not a curated record. The transcript is spliced from 4 exons.
AUGUCCCUCCUCGACGUCGGCGCCCAGUGCUACGCAUGCACGCUGAUCGAUUUCCUCCCCUUCCCGUGCCCGACCUGCUCGCACACCUUCUGCGCGAACCAUAUCCACGGGCACGGGUGUGAGUCUCCCGAUCCACCGGCAGGGCCGAGCGUCAAGCGCCGGCGCGGGGUGUGCGCGCGCCAAGCAUGCGAGAACGAGACCAUCGAGUCGAUUGGCGGCCUGGAGAAGGGAAUAGACGGCGAGGGUAUCGCUCGUGAGGUACGAUGCCCCGGUUGCGCGGAGGCCUUCUGUAUCAGCCAUCGGGCACAGGACGCGCACGCAUGUACUGCACCGCGGUUCUACGAUGCCCGACAUAAUGCUACGAUAGCACGGAGGGAGAAAGCCAAAGAGCUCCUCGCGAAACACUUCCCCCAGCAGGCGGCGAAGGAGCGGUUGAAUAUGCCAAAGCAGGUUGACAGAACGCGGAGCUCCAAGCCAGAGGCGUCUGCCCCAGAACCAAAUACAAGAGCAACGGCUACAGAAACACCAGCACAAGCUGCACCACCAGCAGAAGCACCCGCUGCGCCGGCUCCGCCUCGCCCCGCAGGCCCGGAGGACAAGCUGUUCAAAGCCCACCUCAUGACGAUCCGCUCGCUCGCCAAGCCCCUCGAACCGCGCUUCGCCUCCACCAGCAGAGACGAGAGCGUGACAGUCGAGUGGGUUGUGGACGAGUCUGGUAGCAGGGUACGGCAAUGGGUGGCCGCGCCGGCGGGUAAAUACAACCCCAAGGCUGCCGGCCUCGCGCUCGCCGGACCGCCAGCCAAGCCGGCCCGCGUCUGGGUCCCUCUGUCUACCCCCAUCGGCAAGCUGUUCGAUAGCCUCGUGGCACAGGGCAAGGUCGCCCGGCCGAAGGAAGGCGCCGACGCAAAGCAGGCUCUGUCGCUUCUGAGAUUGUCCACACAGCCAGGAGCUUCCAGAGAGCCUGUCGUGCUCGACCUGUCACAGACGGUACAGACCCAGAUAUCGUCCGGCGACGUCCUCGUCCUCGUUCGGGGUUGGACCGCGGCGUAG